This is a messenger RNA of Papilio polytes (common Mormon), 1119 nucleotides long. Its product is annotated as phosphoglycolate phosphatase 1B, chloroplastic-like. The coding region runs from base 55 to 948 and encodes 297 amino acids. NCBI's taxonomy places the organism in Eukaryota, Metazoa, Arthropoda, Insecta, Lepidoptera, Papilionidae. The transcript is spliced from 6 exons. Gene Ontology annotation, molecular function: phosphatase activity. The record is from RefSeq and is a predicted model, not a curated record. Gene Ontology annotation, cellular component: cytoplasm.
GCCAAGUCAGGGUCACACGUGUUUUUCGUUUGAUAAGAUAUUAGUGAAUUUAAAAUGGAGCCGGUGAAUUUAAUGGCUAUGAAUACAAGUGAUUUAAAAGUAUUCUUAGAUUCUUUUGAUCAUGUAUUCUCCGAUUGUGACGGUGUAAUUUGGGCAAAGACACCUUUACCUGGAGCUGGUGAGUUCUUCGAACGUAUGCAGCAAUUGGGAAAAACCGUUCACUUCGUUUCUAACAACAGUUUGAGAACUCGACAAAACUAUGAAGAUUUAUUUACGGCUGCCAAUAUCAAUCAAGGAUUUGAGAAACUGACAGUGCCAUCUACCGCUAUAGCUGAAUACUUGAAAUCGAUUAACUUUAAUAAAACAGUAUUCUGUGUCACUUGUCCUGAGACAAUGAGUGUGUUACAGUCUUAUGGAUUCACUUGUAAAUAUGGGCCCGAAGUCGGUUCGGAACUUUACACAAACUACAUUCAAUAUUUGGAAGACGACGAGGACGUGGGUGCUGUGGUAUUCGACAGUGAUUUCAACGUGAACCUGCCCAAAAUGUACCGCGCUAUUACAUACCUCGCCAGACCGGAUGUGCUUUUUAUCAGUGGAGCAACGGAUCGAUACGUACCUUUGAAGCCCGGAAGCUUAUCUUUAGGCACGGGUGUAUUUACUGACAUCGUAAGUGAAGAGACGAAACGCGAGCCCACACUGUUCGGUAAACCAGGCAAAUUAUUCGGGGAAUUCGCAAUGAAACGCGCUGCCGUUACUGAUCCGAGUAGAGUACUAUUUAUUGGGGAUAUGAUUGAACAAGAUGUCGGUUUGGGCAGAGCGACUGGUUUUAAAACUUUGUUAGUGCUAACAAACAAUACUUACGAAGACAUGAUGGCGCAUCAAAGCUUGAAACCUGAUUACUACGCGGAUUCCUUAGGCAGUUUAGUUCCUGUACUUAAUAAAGUGUGAUAAGAUGAAUAAAACUAUUGUCGUUAUAAACUGUAUAGGAAAAAAUGUUAGUAUUAUGAGAAAUAAUUGAUUUUUAUUGUGUGGUCACAAAGCUUAUGAUAUGGAAGAGUUACUUUAUGAAAGCUUUAAUUUAGUAAAUUUUUGUGGUAUUGUUGAUGUUAUUGAUUAUUG